This is a messenger RNA of Oryza sativa Japonica Group (Japanese rice), 2371 nucleotides long. Its product is annotated as cysteine-rich receptor-like protein kinase 10. The record is from RefSeq and is a predicted model, not a curated record. Lineage: Eukaryota; Viridiplantae; Streptophyta; Magnoliopsida; Poales; Poaceae. Gene Ontology annotation, biological process: protein phosphorylation. Gene Ontology annotation, cellular component: plasma membrane. Gene Ontology annotation, molecular function: ATP binding; protein serine/threonine kinase activity.
GGAAAAAAAAAUCAAGAAAUUGUGCAUGCGGCAGCCAUUUUUGACUCCAAUUGCGCGCUCAAACUCAGCACAACGUGCCUAAUGAUGCGUCGCACCGAGUGGGCGAGCAGAGCAGAUCCGUUGCCUGGCGCAAGUCCACAUCUUUUGUGUGAGCAUCUCCCCUCUCUGCUGCGGCGAUGCACGUCGGCUAUGGCAUCGUCGCCGUUGUCCUCGUCCUCUUGCCGCCGUCGGCCACGCCGGCUGGGAUCGCUGACUGCGACGAAGGAGUCGGCAACACGUACGUGGCCAACAGCACUUUCGAGGCGAACCUGAACGUCCUCGCCGCGGCGCUCUCCCCCAAUGUCUCCGUGGCUCCGGCCGGCUUCGCUGUCGCCACCGUCGGCGCGGAUCCCGACAAGGUCUUUGCGAUGGCGCUAUGCCGCGGCGACGUGAACGCCUCCGCUUGCAGCGCGUGCGUCGCGGCAGCGUUCGUCGACGGGAAGAAAGAUUGUCCUGGAAACAGCGGCGUCGCCAUGUACGAGGACGCUUGCGUAGCUCGCUUCUCCCGCUAUAGGUUCAUGGAUUUCCUCAGUCCGGAUCAGUGGCAGGUCUCACAGAUGAUUUGGUAUCCCGAGCAAGCCUCGGCGAGCGUCGAUGUGCCGGCGGUUGGCUGGUUCAACGCCGCCGUCACGAAGAUCCUCGCCGCCAUGGUCGACCACGCCGUGACCUCGACGACGGGGAACUCGACCACCAAGAAGUAUUUCGUGACGGGUGAGGAGGAGUUCGACCCCAACAUCUACGGGUUCGCGCAGUGCGUGCCGGACCUGACGCCCGCGCAGUGCAACGAUUGCCUUAAGGACCUCCUCUUCUAUGCAAAACAAGCGUACCUCGGCAAAAGCCUUAGCUGGGUUCGUGUCAAUUCGGUGUGGUGCAGACUGAUGUAUAGUGUGCAGCCAUUCUACCGAGGCCGGGCGAUGCUGCAGGUCUCGGCGCCACCACCAACAGCCGAAGCUCCUGUUCUUUCUCCAGAGCCUGGGUCAGGGAAGAAAAUUAGUACAGCAGGAAUCGCUGCUGGCGUCGCUUCGUCGGUUGUGGUAUUGUUGAUACUUUCAGUUUUCGCAUUUGUUCGCUUCAGGAGGAGGACCAAGGUUACAGACGCUGUCCACCCAUUGAAGAAAAUAACGAGAGCACAAUGCAUGAUUUUUGAUCUUUCUGCACUGCAAGAGGCAACCGAGAAUUUCUCGCCGAAUAAUAAGCUUGGCGAGGGUGGUUUUGGUGCUGUAUACAAGGGAGUGCUCUCAGAUGGACAAGAAGUAGCAGUGAAGAAACUUUUAGGAACUGGUCAUGGAUUGGACCAGCUAUACAAUGAGAUCAAGUUGUUGGCUGAGCUUCAGCACAAGAACCUUGUUAGGCUACAGGGAUUUUGCUUGCAUCAGGAGCAGACUCUGCUUGUUUACGAAUACCUCAAGAACAGGAGCCUGGACAACUUUCUAUUUGAUCCCAGUAGAGGGAAUGCCCUAAACUGGGAUCAACAGUACAACAUCAUUCUGGGAAUUGCCAAAGGAAUAUUGUAUCUUCACGAGGAUUCAAGCUUGAGGAUCAUUCACCGGGAUCUAAAAUCAAACAACAUUCUAGUUGGAGAUGAUAUGGAACCAAAGAUUGCGGACUUUGGAUUAGCAAGGCUGCUAGGCGAAGGUCAUACUCAUUCUAAGACAACUAGAGUUGUUGGAACAUUUGGUUAUAUGGCACCAGAGUACGCAAUAGAUGGAAAUGUGUCAACCAAGAUCGACAUUUUUAGCUUUGGUGUGCUGGUCCUCGAAAUUAUCACGAGGAGAAGGAACUGGCAUUCUGACGAUCAUGAUCUCGUUAGUGAUGUUUGGAAUUGCUGGACAAAAGGGACUGCUACAAAAAUGAUUUACCAGUCGCUCAAUGGGUACUCUGAAAGCCAAGCAUUACGAUGCAUCCACAUUGGACUACUUUGUGUCCAGCCAGACCCCGAUGACAGGCCACACAUGUCAUCUAUUAUUUUCAUGUUGACCAAGGAAAAUAUGAAGCUUCAACCACCAGCAGAACCUGCAUUCUUUUUGGGUAGAGAAUCAGCUUCCUCUCCUCCAUCCUGUGGGCAACACGGCUAUAACUGUGAUUGAUCUGGUUUAGCUAAAUCUAGUCAUUAACAUGUGAUUCGCCCGGCAAAUAGUUCUGAAAGAAUUUUUAGUAUAAACAUUCAUUUUUUUCUAGCUAGUUUGGAUCAUAAAAGUCAUCAUGGGAUUUCAAAUAAAUUGUGAAGUGUAGUUUUUUGCUUGUUUUAUUAUUUAUCAUAUACUUUUUUCUACUAUAAUUUUGUACUGAAAAUUCGAAUUAUUUUUAGUCAACUGUAAAAUAAUUAUAUAUA